UACCACCAAACCCCAAACAUUUAUUGCAAAAGACAGCUUGAAACUAGCUGAACUUGUACCUCCUUUCCUUUCAGACAACCCACAUCCAUAAUUCUAUAUAUUAAAUAUAUAUCACCUUCUCCUUUUUCAUCCAGAUAGAGAUCAAACUCCAGCAUUAAUUUGCAAAUCCUCUUUUCUCCUCAUAAAGAUAAGGGUGUGUGGAGCUUUAAAUUGGGUUACUUGGGAUUUUUAUUGUUGGUGUUUGGUAGUGGUGGAUUGGUGGAGGGUGGUGGUUGUGGUUGUGUUUCUCUCAACUCUCUGUGUUGGGAAUUAAAAGGGUGUGUGAGAUAUGGGAAGGUCUCCUUGUUGUGACAAUAGAGGAUUGAAGAGAGGGCCAUGGUCAGCUGAAGAGGAUGAGGCUCUUCUGAACUAUAUCAACAAGAAUAAUGGCCAUGGCAGCUGGCGCUCUCUCCCCAAGCUUGCAGGUCUUCUACGCUGUGGGAAGAGUUGUCGGCUCAGGUGGACAAAUUAUCUUAGGCCAGACAUUAAAAGAGGCCCCUUCACCAAGGAUGAAGAGAAGCUUAUCAUGCAGCUUCAUGGCAUACUCGGAAACAGGUGGGCUGCUAUAGCUUCUCAGUUGCCUGGAAGAACUGACAAUGAGAUCAAGAAUUUAUGGAACACACACCUGAAGAAGCGUCUCCUCCUCAUGGGGAUUGAUCCACAAACACAUAAGCCCGUUGACUCUAACUGUUUAACUAGCACAGCACCUGCUUCCCUUGCCACCCGUCACAUGGCACAAUGGGAGAGUGCUAGGCUUGAAGCUGAGGCUCGGCUUUCCAGGGAGUCAUCACUCUUCAGCCAACUUCCGGAGAAAUCUGAGUCUGACUAUUUUCUACGCUUAUGGAACUCUGAAGUUGGAGAAGCAUUCAGAAACCUCACUACCGUGGAUAAAUCUGCAUGCCCUAGCCCCAUGUCUCAGGCAUCUUCAUCGACGAAAUGUGGAUCAGUGUCAGCUGUGACAACAGAAGUUGGCAACACCUUAACAGGGUCAUCAACCAUGGCCGGAGAUCAAAACGAUGAUAUGGAUGACAAGAUUUGCCAGACCAACACUGAAGAUGGGGGACACAAUAUUUGCCAGACCAACACUGAAGAUGUGGGAUACAAGAUUUGCCAGACCAACACUGAAGAUUUGGAAUACAAAAGUUGCCAGACCAACACUGAAGAUAUGGGAUACAAGAUCUUCCAAUCCAACACUGAAGAUGUGGAGUACAAGCCCUGGCGGUUGAACACCAAAGAUGUGAUGGCCGGGUCGGACUCCUCAUGUUCCAAUGAUUUAGAGGACUCGUCGGACACUGCAUUGCAGCUGCUGCUGAAUUUCCCCAUUAACAAUGACAUGAGCUUCCUUGAAGACAAUGUGGAUGACUAUGCAACAACUCCUGCUAGGUGGACACCCAAUUCUUUCAUUUGCCCCCUCUGAAGCAGGCUUAGGAGCUUCCUUUUUUUUGAGGUGCUGCUCAAAUUUUUGGUGGAUGUCUUCUAUAAGCUGUCAAUUUAGUUAGAGAGCUAAGAGUAAGGGUCCUGUUUUGAUACAUUUUAGCUUAAAAGUGGCAGUGCUGUUACCACUAAGUAAGCUUUCCUUAACAAAUCUUAGUUUGUUCAGGAUUCAGUAUAUAUAGUAGAUACAUAUUCCUCAAUCCUUUCA
Messenger RNA from Prunus dulcis (almond), 1681 nucleotides. Its product is annotated as transcription factor MYB17. The coding region runs from base 329 to 1456 and encodes 375 amino acids. The record is from RefSeq and is a predicted model, not a curated record. The transcript has 3 exons. Lineage: Eukaryota; Viridiplantae; Streptophyta; Magnoliopsida; Rosales; Rosaceae.